AAGCUCCUUAAAGUAACCAACUGAAAUUUUUAAAUAAUCCAUAGACAGUGUUAGUGGCGUUGGGGUUCGCCAAUUUGACUGCCUGUAAUCGUAAUUGAACAGUGGAGCUCUAGAAUAUAACCUCUUUGCAGAUACUGUUUUACCACGUUCGUGGUAUUACUGAGAUAUUUUAUAAUGAAUUAAAAUUUCCUUGAUUCUUGAGAAAAUACAUCCUUCUAGUGUUAAGGAUAUACGACCGUCAACAUGGAUAUGUAUCAGCUGAGAAAUUUCAAAGACUUUCUUUUACUCUACAAUCAAAUAUCCGAGACGUGUUUCAAGAGAUGCGCCAAUACUUUUCUUACUCGAGAGAUCACUGCUAAUGAGGAUCUUUGCAUAAGCAAUUGUGCACAAAAAUAUAUUCGUGCUAAUCACAAGAUAAUGGAGGUAUUUAUGGAAGUGCAACCUAUAAUGGUGCGUAAAAGAAUGGAGGAGAUAAGCGCUACUCAAGCAGCAUUAGAAGCGCAAGCGCAAGAUCAACAAGUACAAAAUCAACAGGUGCAACAGAAUUCACAAUAAUAUUUAUUAUAAAUUUAUAUACCUGGGAUAUAUUUUCUAAUUUCAAACAUUCAUUAGUAAAACAUAAAAUUGUACGGCAGUGUCGAAACAUAUAUGAAGUUGUACCUUGAAAAAGAUUUUAUUAAGUGUACAAAUUAAUUCGGUGCCUUUGCACUUUAAUGUUCUGUAACUCCGGUUCAAAUUUAAAUUUUCAAAGCGCUAUGACUCAUGAAACUUGUAAAAAGACCUUUUACCAGCGAUAGAACUAGGCAGGUGAUUCUGCUGCACGAUACACGCAGCAAAAGCGACGAAGUAUCUCAUCUGUACAUUGGAUUAGGAAAUUCUCCCUCGUGUGACUUAUUCGCCAGAUUCAACCCCAUCGGAUUACCUCCAUAUUUAUAUGCAACCUAUGGUCGCUUCAACAUCAUCUGCCGGAUACGCAUUUUAAAACAGUUGACGAGGUCCGCGAAAAAGCUUCGACGACUUUACCGAGUCAAAACCGCCACGUUUCUUCCGCGAUUCAUCAGCUACCCGAUGGAUAAAGUAUAAAGUCGUAGAAAAUAACGGAAAUUAUUUCGAACAUUAAAUUUGUACUUGAUUUUUUGUAAAUAAACUUGGAAUUUCAAUUUGAA
Messenger RNA from Dinoponera quadriceps, 1166 nucleotides. Its product is annotated as mitochondrial import inner membrane translocase subunit Tim10 B-like. The transcript is spliced from 3 exons. NCBI's taxonomy places the organism in Eukaryota, Metazoa, Arthropoda, Insecta, Hymenoptera, Formicidae. The record is from RefSeq and is a predicted model, not a curated record. Gene Ontology annotation, cellular component: mitochondrial intermembrane space chaperone complex. The coding region runs from base 244 to 555 and encodes 103 amino acids.